CCGCCGAUCGAAGGGUACGACGCCGACGUCUGGCGCGCGCGCGUCGAGCUCGCGGCGUGCUAUCAGCUGUGCGAUAAGCUUGGAUUCAACGAGGGCGUGUGCAAUCACCUGACGUGCGCGGCGCCGGGGCGAGAGGAUGCGUUUCUGUGCGCGCCGUACGGGUUGGCGUGGAGCGAGGUCUCGGCGAGUAAUCUGGUGAUGAUCGAUGGGCGCGGGAAGUUGCUCGAGGGGUCGGGAGAGGUGGACGCGACGGCGUUUUUUAUACAUCUCGCGAUACACCGCGCGGGAGUGGCGUGCGUGCUGCACACGCACAUGCCGCGCGCGAGCGCGCUGUGUUGCGUGGAGUCGUUCGAGUUGGCGAUGUGUCAUCAAAACUCGUUGCGAUUCGCCGAAGACGUGGCGUACGACCCGACUUUUAACGGAUUGGUGUUGGAUAACACCGAGGGCGAGCGAUUGGUGAAGGUGAUGGAUGGGAAACGGGUGUUGAUGCACAAGCAUCACGGCGUCAUCGUGUGCGGCGCCUCCGUCGCCGAGGCGUUCGAUGAUUUGUACUAUCUCGAGCGCGCGGCGGAGGUGCAAAUCUUAGCCAUGUCCACCGGUUCACCCCUGAGCAUC
Ostreococcus lucimarinus CCE9901 is the source of this 615-nucleotide messenger RNA. RefSeq lists its product with no specific name. Gene Ontology annotation, cellular component: cytoskeleton. The annotation marks the transcript as partial. NCBI's taxonomy places the organism in Eukaryota, Viridiplantae, Chlorophyta, Mamiellophyceae, Mamiellales, Bathycoccaceae. The record is from RefSeq and is a predicted model, not a curated record. Gene Ontology annotation, molecular function: actin filament binding. The transcript has a single exon.